Musa acuminata AAA Group (dessert banana) is the source of this 1771-nucleotide messenger RNA. RefSeq lists its product as uncharacterized. The record is from RefSeq and is a predicted model, not a curated record. Gene Ontology annotation, cellular component: membrane. NCBI's taxonomy places the organism in Eukaryota, Viridiplantae, Streptophyta, Magnoliopsida, Zingiberales, Musaceae. Bases 156 to 1256 code for a protein of 366 amino acids. Gene Ontology annotation, biological process: Golgi vesicle transport. The transcript is spliced from 5 exons.
CUCCCCCACCCCCCACCCCCCACACCUUUUUCUUCUUCCGCUCCUGCGAUCGGUUAUUUGAUUUUGUGUAUGAUAUCCAAAUUUCUUUUCUGGAGUGGUAUCCUAUUCUAAUUUCUUAGAUUGUUGUAUUGAACCAUCAGUUUUGGUUUAAGCGCAUGAUGGCGGAGAGUUUCGGGAGAUGGGAGUCAGAUCCCUUGUUUUCUGCUGCCGAAGUGGUGCAAGAUUCCGCCGAUAGGAUGGAAUCGGUAUUCCGAAUACUAUCGCAUGAACAGAAAUCUGCUCAAGGGGAUUCCUUGGAUGCUAAACUUCUUAGUUCAAUCGAGUAUCAUAAGAGGGAUCUUGUUACUUGUCUUGAAACAGCCAGAUGGCAGUUGGAGGACUUUGAGAGGGCAGUCACUUUAGCUGCAUUAUCUGAUACAUCAAAUUCAAGGGAAAAUGCAAUUUCCAAAUUCAGACAAUUUAUAAGAGCAAUAAGGGAACAAAUUAGUCAGGUUGAAAAAACUGUCAAAGAUUCUGCAAUGGAAGAUUUCAACGGGACAUCUCCAUCUAUGAACUUAAAUGAGCAUGAUAGAGAUGGGUUAGCAUUAUUUCUUUCAGGCGGUGAUCUUAGGGAAAAUCAGUUAUAUUAUGAUUCUAGUGGUAGCAUUAUGAAAAGGUUCCUUAAUUCCACAACAAAUGGUGAUGAAAUUGUUGAACUAAAAACUGAAGAAGUCUUGCCAACGAAUGGUCUGAAAUACCCAGAUCAUGGCUAUGAGAAAGCUGGGCCACAUCAUUCCAGCAGAGUUACAGAAGCACCAGCUAUUCUUGAGGACUCUUUUGGGGACAAAGGAUGUCAAGAAGCAUGCACCGCCUUUGGGUCUUUCAAUAUGAAAUUUGGUGAUUUUGCAGCAAAUUCUUAUGGAAUUAAUAGGACAAGGGGAUCCUUAUGGAUGCUCUUGAGGAAUUUUUGGCCUCCAAAUAGGAAUCAAAUGAGUUUCACAAAGAGAAGGAAGGAUGGAGAGGAUCCAGAUGACUUAAUAGUGGAUACUGAAAGAAAUAUUCCACACUCUAUCAUUGACGUACCUCCAUCUGGACAGGUACCAAAACAUGAGGGAAUGAUAAGCGCUUUGCAUCUUCAUGGUUUAAUAGGUUCUACUUGGAGGAGACUUCAAAGAUCUUUGUAUUUUAUUGUUUACCAUCAACGACCAGUUCAGUUGGCAUCAGCAGUACUGAUUGCCUUGGCAAUUUUAGCUUUUUUAUCGUUCUGCAUCAUAUGAUGUGUGCGCUUACUACGCUCGUCUAUCCUUUUUCUCCUAUAUCUGGGAAAUUGAUCAUGUAAUUCCUCCUCUCCUCUUCUAUAACCCCUCUAAUGUAUUAAAAUGGGCAUCCAGCAUUUUUCUGGCAGUGGCAACUAACUCAUGUUUGGACAUCUGAUAAGAUUACAGGCACAAGAAAUAGUUGUUCAUAAGUUGAUGAACAAGCAUGAGUUUGACGAUGGAUCGUGCUGGUCUUUGACUCAGUGUUCACUGCAGUGCAUCAAAUCAAGAGAAUUCUGAUGAAGCCAGAAAGAUGCAAUGCUGAUGUUGCUGAUAUUUCUACCUAUUAUGUGCAGUUUUAGCAGCAGCCAGGAAAAUGGGAAGGUUGUCUUUUGAAAGCUUGCUUGUUAUUUAGUAUCAGAGAUUAAUUCUUUUUAACCUCAUUCAAUAUUUCGAGUGCAGUUUAUUGCCACAGGAGCACUACUUUUUGACGAAAUACCAGUGAUCAGAGUUGGUUCAAGUUAACCCAAAUCAAA